This is a messenger RNA of Orycteropus afer afer, 2922 nucleotides long. RefSeq names its product mannosidase alpha class 2B member 2 (gene MAN2B2). Gene Ontology annotation, molecular function: alpha-mannosidase activity; carbohydrate binding. The record is from RefSeq and is a predicted model, not a curated record. The coding region runs from base 1 to 2922 and encodes 973 amino acids. Gene Ontology annotation, biological process: mannose metabolic process. Gene Ontology annotation, cellular component: lysosome. Lineage: Eukaryota; Metazoa; Chordata; Mammalia; Tubulidentata; Orycteropodidae. The transcript has 18 exons.
AUGGUGGUGGUGGUGGUGGAAGUGGUGGAGAUGAUGGUUGUGAUGAUGAUGAUGUUGGUGGAGGUGGUGAUGGUGGUAGUGAUGAAGGUGGAGGUGGUGGCAGUGAUGGUCGUGAUGAUGAUGCUGGUGGAGGUGGUGGCAGUGAUGGUGGUGGUGAUGAUGGUGGUGGAAGGAGUCCGCCAGCUCUUGGACAGUGGACGCCUGGAGUUUGUCCUCGGAGGCCAGGUCAUGCAUGACGAGGCAGUGACCCACAUCGAUGACCAGAUUCUGCAGCUCACAGAAGGACACGGCUUCCUCUAUGAGACAUUUGGGAUCCGGCCGCGGUUCUCCUGGCACGUCGACCCCUUUGGGGCUUCCGCCACGACUCCCACGUUGUUCGCCUUGGUGGGCUUCGAUGCCCACCUCAUCUCCCGCAUCGACUACGACCUCAAGGGGGCCAUGCAGGAGGCCCAGGGUCUGCAGUUCGUGUGGCGAGGGUCCCUGUCGCUGGCGGAGCAGCAGGAGAGCUUCACACACGUCAUGGACCAGUACAGCUACUGCACCCCGUCGCACAUCCCCUUCUCCAACAGGUCCGGGUUUUACUGGAAUGGCGUGGCCGUCUUCCCAGAGCCUCCCCCGGAUGGGGUGUACCCCAACAUGAGUGAGCCCGUCACCCCAGCCAACAUCGACCUUUACGCGGAGGCCCUGGCAGCCAACGUGAGGCAGCGGGCCACCUGGUUCCGGACACCCCAUGUCCUCUGGCCCUGGGGUUGUGACAAGCAGUUCUUCAACGCCUCAGUGCAGUUCGCCAAUAUGGACCCCCUGUUAGAGCGUGUCAACCAGCGCUCAGCCGAGCUGGGUGUCUCGGUGCAGUACGCCACACUGGCCGACUACUUCAGUGCGCUGCAUGACCUCAACGCCACCUGGAGCGUGCGCGGCCCCCAGGACUUCCUGCCCUACUCUUCAGAACCCUUUCAGGCCUGGACGGGCUUCUACACGUCCCGGAUCACGCUCAAGGGGCUGGCGCGACGGGCCGGUGCCCUGCUGCACGCUGGCGAGUCCAUGUUCACACGCUACAUGUGGCCAGGCCCCCACGGGCUCCUGGACCCGGCCUGGGCCCUGCAACAGCUGCGGCAGCUCCGCUGGGCCGUCUCCGAGGUCCAGCACCACGACGCCAUCACCGGCACCGAGUCCCCCAAGGUGAGAGACAUGUACGAGAAGCACCUGGCCGUGGGGAUGCUGGGCGUGCAGAAGCUGAUGGCCGCCAUCGUCUUGGCUGGGCCUGUGGCAGGGGAGCGGCGGGCGACGCCGGCAGGGCCCACCGCUGUGGUCUACAACCCGCUGGCUUGGACGGUCACCACCAUCGUCACCCUGACUGUCGGCUUCCCCAGAGUCCGUGUCACAGACGAGUCGGGCCACCCUGUGCCUGCACAGAUCCAGAACUCAACGUCGAACCCAUCCGCAUACGACCUGCAUAUCUUGACCACAAUCCCAGGCCUCAGUUACCGACACUACAGCAUCAGACCCACCACGGGGAGCCAGGAGGGCAGCCAGGAGCCAGCUGCCACCGUGGCCAGCACCAUGCGGUUUGGCCGCAGGCGGAGGAGACACACCAACCGUGGGGGCAGGCACCUGUUCCCCGUGGUGAACGACUGCUACACUGUGCUCCUGGACCAGGACACCCACCUGAUGCACAGCAUCCGGGACAGCUGGAGUAACCGGACCGUGCACGUGACCCAGGAGUUCCUGGAGUACCAUGCCAAUGGUGACGUGAAGCAGGGCCCUGUCUCUGACAACUACAUAUUUGCACCCCAGGAGGCGGCCGUUCCUGCCUGGGGUGCUGUGGAGAUGGAGAUCGUGGCUGGGAAGCUGCUGACAGAGGUCCGCCAGUACUUCUACAGGGACCCAGCUGACAAGGAGUACACAUACGCCGUCCACUCCCGGCUGGCCCACGUGCCGCCAUGGGGUCCUGACGGGGAGCUGCUCUGUGGGCGGAUUGAGCAGGAGUACCAGGUGGGCCCACUGGAGCUGAACCGGGAGGCUGUGCUCAGGACCAGCACCAACCUGGACAGCCAGCGGGUCAUCCACACGGACGACAACGGGUACCAGAUGCAGCGCAGGCCAUACCAGGCGCACGUCAACAACAGCAUUGCUCGGAACUACUACCCUAUGACCCAGGCGGCCUUCCUGGAGGACAGCCGGAGCAGGCUGCUGCUGCUGUCAGAGCGGGCGCACGGCGUCUCCAGCCAGAGUGACGGGCAGGUGGAGGUCAUGCUGCAUCGGCGGCUGUGGAACAACUUUGAGUGGGACCUGGGCUACAACCUCACGCUGAACGACACCUCAGUCGUCCGCCCCAUGCUCUGGCUGCUCCUGGGGACCCCUCCGGUCGUGGCUGCUCUGCGUCCGAGGGGCGGGCUGGCGCUGCAGCACAGGCCCGUGGUGCUGUGUGGGGAGCUGGCCGGGGCCGCCCCAGGGCCCCCAGGACCGUGGCAGCAGGCGGCCGGGCCACUGCCCCUGAACCUGCACUUGCAGACCCUGAGCAUUCCCGGCUGGAACUACAGCUCGGACCACGCCCAGCACCUGCGGAGUGUCCAGGAAGGCCACCAAGGGGAGGUUGAGGCCAACCUGCGUCGAGUGCUGCUGCGGCUGCUACACCUGUAUGAGGUGGGGGAGGACCCCGUCCUGUCUCAGCCUGUGACAGUGAAUCUGCAGGUUGUGCUGCGGGGUCUGGGGACCUUGGUGGCCAUGGAGGAGCGCUCCCUCACAGGGACCUCAAACGUGCAUGACCUGCACCGCUGGAAAUGGAGGACCCAGGCCCACCGUCCCACCAGAGGCAGCUCCAACCGUCCUCUGAAGCUGGUGGGAGACUUCACCGUCACUGUCCACCCGAAGGAAAUCCGCACCUUCUUCGUUCACUUUCAAGAGCCACCAGUGACCCCAUAG